AUGGCGGCGUCGAAUGUAGAAGGUGUCCAACAUGAAGAAAAUAGGCACACUGACAGCCCCCAGCUAAAUAGAAAGGCCUUAAAUGAGCUGGGGUCGGUGGAAGAAAAGGGCGUGCCUCUUAACACAUCAUGGACAUUUUGGCUAGACAAGACAAUCCGAGGAACAACGGCAGCAGAAUAUGAAGCCAGUCUACGUAAACUUUACACCGUUAAUACAGUGGAGGGAUUUUGGAGUGUGUACAAUAAUAUACCAGCACCUAGUAUAAUUAAUACCAGAUAUAGCUACCAUUUAAUGAGGCAUCAAAUCAGACCAGUGUGGGAGGAUGAGGCCAAUUCUUCUGGUGGAAAUUGGAGAUUAAAAUGUCAUAAAUUUAACACAGUUCAAGUAUGGAAAGAGUUACUAUUGGCAGCCAUUGGUGAAAAAUUAUCAGAAUGUAUGGCUGAAGGUGAUGAGAUCACAGGAAUUAGUGUGAGUUUGCGAGAUCGUGAUGAUAUUAUCCAAAUAUGGAAUUCCCAGGCCGUUCUAGCCGAACAAGCUACGGUGGUAUCAAAAGUCAAGUCUCUACUACCAGAUGUUACUUUCACUGCAGUAUUUUAUAAAGGUAAGAGUUAUCUCCCUGUAUUUUAUUAA
Molecule: messenger RNA, 630 nt
Organism: Lottia gigantea (owl limpet)
Lineage: Eukaryota; Metazoa; Mollusca; Gastropoda; Lottiidae
Exons: 6
Coding region: 1-630 (209 amino acids)
Biological process (GO): translational initiation
Cellular component (GO): eukaryotic translation initiation factor 4F complex
Molecular function (GO): RNA 7-methylguanosine cap binding; translation initiation factor activity
Source: RefSeq, a predicted model, not a curated record